GAUUCCUUUGGUGAGUUGUUCAUCUCCCACAGUUAUGGCGGUGUCGGGGAGUAGGAAAGAUGGGAAACAAUCCACUUCUUGAUUUGUAUCUUUGUCGUUGGCUUUGAGACGUGUCAUCACUUUUCCCCUCGUUGCAAUAAAUAUUUGUGUUAUUCAUCCAACGAUGGCGGACCGAGGCGCGGACAUGUCGGCGCUACCUAAGGAGGUCAGGGACCAGUUGGCGGAGUUGGAUUUGGAGCUCUCCGAAGGGGACAUCACUCAGAAAGGGUACGAGAAGAAAAGGACCAAGCUCCUGGCUCCAUACAUCAUCCAAACACCAGUGGAGCCUCCUCAGUAUGAAUCUCAGGCUUCAGGUCCCAGCUCCUCUUCUGGCCAUGCCCCUCCUCCUUCCAGCUCCUCUUCUGGCCAUGCCCCUCCUCCUUCCAGCUCCUCUUCUGGCCAUGCCCCUCCUCCUUCCAGCUCCUCUCGCUACCGUCGCUCCCGGCGACCACAUCGCAGUGGCGGAACCAGGGACGACCGCUACCGAUCAGACAUCCAUUCAGAAGCGGUCCAAGCUGCGUUGGCCAAACAUAAAGAGGAGAAGAUGGCCCUGCCCAUGCCCACCAAACGUCGCUCUACCUACGUCCAGUCUCCUAUUGAGGCCCGGACACCCCCAGACUCUUCGUCAGGGUCGGAGGACGAGGCCUCUGUCCGUAGACAGGGGUCUGUGGGGGUGUUGCUUGGUGCCCCCCCAUCCCUGGCCCAGCCCAACCUGCAAAGCCCUGACUCUUGGAUCAACCGCUCUGUCCAGGGCUCCUCCACCUCCUCCUCCUCCGCCUCCUCCACCCUCUCCCAUGGAGAGGGCAAGCCCCAGUCCCAGCCUCAGUCUCACCCCCAGUCCCAGCCUCAGUCUCACCCCCAGGCCCAGGCUCAACCUCAGUAUAAACCACAGUAUCAACCUCAGUACCAGCCCCAGUAUCAACCUCAGUACCAGCCUCAGCCCCAGCCUCAUCCAGCAGCAGUCGCAGAAAUGCUGGCUCACACGCGCAUCGCCCCAUCUGAGAACCGCGGCCCCCCGCCUGAUGUGACGGCCGCGGCCCCCCAGGUCAGGGGCCCCAGGGUAGACCUGCCCAACGCUGUGGUGCGGGGCAUGAGUCGAGGUCAAAGCCGCUCCAGCAUGAUGGAAACUGCCGACGGGGUGCCGGUGAACAGCAGGGUGUCCACUAAGAUCCAGCAGCUGCUCAACACCCUGAAGAGGCCCAAGAGGCCCCCCCUCAGUGAGUUCUUCAUGGACGACACUGAGGAGAUUGUGGAAGUGCCCCAGCCGGACCCUAACACGCCCAGGCCAGAGGGCCGUCAGAUCAUCCCAGUGAAGGGGGAGCCCCUGGGGGUGGUCAGUAACUGGCCCCCGGCCCUUCAGGCCUCCCUGGCACGCUGGGGCUCCACACAGGCAAAGAGCCCCGCUCUUACCGCCCUGGACAUCACGGGCAAACCCCUCUACACACUCACCUACGGGAAGCUGUGGAGUCGCAGUGUGAAGCUUGCCUACACUCUUCUCAACAAGCUGGGUCCCAAGAACGAGCAGGUCCUCAAGCCUGGAGACAGGGUGGCGCUAGUGUACCCUAACAGUGACCCUGGAAUGUUCUGGGUGGCCUUCUAUGGCUGUCUGCUGGCAGAGGUCAUCCCUGUGCCCAUAGAGGUGCCUCUGUCUCGAAAGACCACUGCUACUGGUUGGUCACUUGGGGAUGCUGGAAAUAGUCAGGUGGGCUUCCUACUGGGCAGCUGUGGAGUGGGCCUGGCCCUGACCAGUGAGAUCUGUCUGAAAGGUCUCCCCAAGACACCCACUGGAGAGAUACUGCAGUUCAAAGGCUGGCCACGACUAAAGUGGGUGGUGACAGACUCCAAGUACCUGACCAAACCCUCCAAAGACUGGCAGCCCCACAUUCCUACAGCUAACACUGACCCUGCAUACAUAGAGUACAAGGCCAGUAAGGAGGGCACAGUGAUGGGAGUGGCUGUGUCUAAGGUCGCCAUGCUGACUCACUGCCAAGCACUGACCCAGGCCUGCAACUACUGUGAAGGAGAGACACUGGUGAAUGUUCUGGACUUCAAAAAGGACAUGGGGCUUUGGCACGGUGUUCUCGCGGCUGUGAUGAACAGGAUUCACACCAUCAGUGUGCCCUACGCUGUGAUGAAGGCCUGCCCCCUCUCCUGGGUACAGAGAGUCCACAUUCACAAAGCUCGGGUAGCUCUGGUGAAGUGUCGUGACCUGCACUGGGCUAUGAUGGCCCACCGAGACCAGAGGGACACCAGCCUGGCCUCUUUACGCAUGCUCAUCGUCGCCGAUGGUGCCAACCCCUGGUCGGUGUCGUCGUGUGAUGCCUUCCUGAACGUGUUCCAGUCCCAUGGGCUGAAGCCCGAGGUCAUCUGUCCAUGUGCUGCCUCCCCAGAGGCCAUGACAGUGGCCAUACGCAGACCAGGGGUGCCCGGCGCCCCCCUCCCUGCCCGUGCCAUCCUGUCCAUGGGCGGACUGAGCCACGGCGUCAUCAGGGUCAACACCGAGGACAAGAACUCCGCCCUCACCGUGCAGGACGUGGGUCAUGUGAUGCCUGGAGCUCUGAUGUGUAUAGUGAAGCCGGAGGGGCCUCCUCAGCUGUGUAAGACGGAUGAGAUUGGGGAGAUUGUGAUCAACUCGCGCGCUGGAGGCAACAUGUACUACGGCCUGCCUGGGGUCACCAAGAACACGUUUGAGGUGAUUCCCGUCAAUACCAGUGGUGCUCCUAUAGGAGAGAUCCCAUUUGUGAGGUCUGGACUGCUGGGCUUUGUAGGACCGGGCAGUCUAAUCUUCAUUGUGGGUAAGAACGAGGGGCUGCUGAUGGUGAGUGGGAGGAGACACAACGCUGACGACCUGGUGGCCACAGCCCUGGCCGUGGAGCCUGUGAAGACCGUGUACCGUGGGAGGAUCUCCGUGUUUUCAGCGACAGUGUUCUAUGAUGAGAGGAUAGUCAUUGUGGCAGAGCAGAGGCCGGAUGCCAGUGAGGAGGACAGUUUCCAGUGGAUGAGUCGAGUACUGCAGGCCAUAGACAGCAUCCACCAGGUGGGGCUGUACUGUCUGGCCCUGGUGCCUGCCAACACGCUGCCCAAGACCCCCCUGGGGGGCAUCCACAUCUCCGAGACCAAGCAGAACUUCCUCGAUGGCACCCUGCACCCUUGCAACAUCCUAAUGUGCCCCCACACCUGUGUCACAAACCUGCCCAAACCACGCCAGAAGCAACCAGUGGGAGUAGGUCCAGCCUCCAUAAUGGUGGGUAACCUGGUGGCCGGGAAGAGGAUAGCCCAGGCAGCAGGCAGGGACCUGGGCAUGAUUGAGGACCAGGACCUGGUCAGGAAGCUCUGUAUGUGGCCCACCAUGAUGCACCAGUUCUUGACAGAAGCUCUGCAGUGGAGGGCACAGACGGACCCAGACCAUGUUCUCUAUGUGCUGCUUAAUGCCAAGGGGGUAGCAGUGUGCACAGCCACGAGUGUGCAACUGCACAAGCGGGCAGAGAAGAUAGCAGCCGCGCUGACGGAGAAGGGCAGCAUCAACACAGGAGACAACGUGGUCCUGCUCUACCCUCCUGGAGUUGACCUGAUAGCCUCUUUCUAUGGCUGCCUGUAUGCCGGCUGUGUUCCUGUCACAGUCAGACCUCCUCAUCCCCAGAACCUGGCAGCCACACUGCCCACCGUGCGCAUGAUUAUUGACGUCAGUAAGGCAGCCAGCAUACUGACCACUCAGAACCUAAUGAGGAUCCUGCGCUCGAAAGAGGCUGCAGCCACUGUGAACAUCAAAACCUGGCCCACAAUCAUAGACACAGAUGAUCUCCCACGCCGCCGCCCCUCCCAGAUCUACAAGCCCCCCACAGCAGAGAUGAUAGCCUACCUGGAUUUCAGCGUGUCCACCACGGGCAUGCUCACAGGGGUCAAGAUCUCCCAUGCAGCGGUCAGCGCGUUGUGUCGCUCUAUCAAGCUGCAGUGUGAACUUUACUCCUCUCGCCAAAUAGCCAUCUGCCUGGACCCCUACUGUGGCCUGGGCUUCGUUCUGUGGUGUCUCGCAAGUGUGUACUCGGGCCACCAGUCCAUCCUCAUCCCUCCUUUUGAGCUGGAGACCUGCCUGCCUCUGUGGCUGAGCACGCUCAGUCAGUACCGCAUCAGAGACACCUUCUGCUCCUACUCUGUCAUGGAGCUCUGCACCAAGGGCCUGGGCACGCAGACUGAGAUCCUCAAGGCACGAGGGCUCAGCCUGUCCUGUGUGAGGAGCUGUGUGGUGAUAGCAGAGGAGCGGCCCCGGCUCUCCCUCACACACUCCUUCUCUAAGCUGUUUAAAGAUCUGGGCCUGUCCCCCCGGGCUGUCAGCACGGCCUUCGGGUCCAGGGUCAACUUGGCCAUCUGCCUGCAGGGCACCACUGGGCCAGACCCCUCCACUGUGUUUGUGGACAUGAAGUCCCUGCGCCAUGACAGAGUGAGGCUGGUGGAGAGAGGAGCACCACAGAGUCUCCCUCUAAUGGAGUCUGGCAAAAUCUUGCCAGGCGUCAGGGUGAUCAUUGUGAACCCAGAGACCAGAGGACCUCUCGGAGACUCCCAUCUCGGAGAGAUCUGGGUGAACAGCCCCCACAGUGCCAGUGGCUACUACACCAUCUAUGGGGAGGAGAGCCUGCAAGCAGAUCACUUUAACACCAAGCUCAGUUUUGGAGACCCCCAGACCCUGUGGGCCAGGACGGGCUACCUGGGCUUCGUCAAGAGGACAGAGCUGCUCGACGCUAGCGGGGAUCGUCAUGACGCCCUGUUUGUGGUGGGCUCCUUGGACGAGACAUUGGAGCUUAGGGGACUGCGUUAUCAUCCAAUUGACAUUGAGACCUCAGUGUCUCGGGCUCAUCGCAGCAUUGCUGAGAGUGCGGUGUUCACAUGGACCAACCUUCUGGUGGUGGUGUCGGAGUUGUGUGGUUCAGAGCAAGACGCUUUGGACCUGGUGCCCCUCGUCACCAACGUGGUCCUGGAGGAGCACCACCUCAUUGUGGGUGUGGUGGUCAUUGUGGACCCCGGGGUCAUUCCCAUCAACUCUCGUGGGGAGAAGCAGCGCAUGCACCUGAGGGACUCUUUCUUGGCUGACCAGCUGGACCCCAUUUAUGUGGCAUACAACAUGUGAGGUGGGCCAGGAGUUCAGGGCUGGAGCAUGGGACUUGAGGUCUGGGCUGGAGGAUGGGACCUGAGGUCUGGGCUGGAGGAUGGGACUUGAGGUCUGGGCUGGAGGAUGGGACCUGAGGUCUGGGCUGGAGGAUGGGACCUGAGGUCUGGGCUGGAGGAUGGGACUUGAGGUCUGGGCUGGAGGAUGGGACUUGAGGUCUGGGCUGGAGGAUGGGACCUGAGGUCUGGGCUGGAGGAUGGGACCUGAGGUCUGGGCUGGAGGAUGGGACUUGAGGUCUGGGCUGGUCUGGCCACUGUCCAAGUCAGUGAUGGCUAAAAGCCUCUUGGACCACCCUAUAAACAACACAAGAGUGAAGUUUGGACCUCAUCCCACGUGCCAGUGAGCUGUCCUGUGGUGGGGUCAUCUGUGUGUUGGAUAUCAGAGUCAUUAUGCAUG
Hypomesus transpacificus is the source of this 5596-nucleotide messenger RNA. RefSeq names its product disco-interacting protein 2 homolog Bb (gene dip2bb). The record is from RefSeq and is a predicted model, not a curated record. The transcript has 39 exons. NCBI's taxonomy places the organism in Eukaryota, Metazoa, Chordata, Actinopteri, Osmeriformes, Osmeridae. The coding region runs from base 164 to 5161 and encodes 1665 amino acids.